Serinus canaria (Common canary) is the source of this 850-nucleotide messenger RNA. RefSeq lists its product as uncharacterized. Lineage: Eukaryota; Metazoa; Chordata; Aves; Passeriformes; Fringillidae. The coding region runs from base 140 to 646 and encodes 168 amino acids. The record is from RefSeq and is a predicted model, not a curated record. The transcript is spliced from 2 exons.
GCGCCGGGCGUCUCCCCCCGCCCCCUCGGCCCCUGUCCCUGGCCGGUGGUCGCCGGGCAGGGUUUCUGGCGGGAGCCGGGUGGGAAUCUCUCCUGGCCGCUGCUGUGAGGGGUGACACGGCCAUCCCGUCUGCCUCGGGAUGCCUCGGCCAUCCCGCUCCCCCCAUCCCCAAAGCGCUGCCUCGCGAAGGCGCGCAGGAAAACCCAGUCCCCGGGCGCGGGCAGGGCCGGCGCUGCUGCCGGCUCCCCGCCACGGUUGCGGGAGUGCAGCGGUCCCGUUAUUUCCCCUCCCGGCUCCCCUCGGCCGCCGCCCCGGUCCCCCUCCCCCUGCUGACUCCGACAGGCUCCGCGUCCCUCCUGCCCCACGGAAAACACACACAGUCCCCGGCACCCGCCCCGGCUACCCGGCCCAUUCAAACAAACAAACAGAAACCCGCCCCGUCGCAAAGCCAACCGACGGUAAACUUUCUAAUGACUUCUUCUUUCAAGUGCUUAAAAGGCAAGGAGCACCGGGGGAGGGGAAGAAGGGGGCAUCCAUCUCCCGGCCGGGGCGGGAGGGGGCCCGGAGCUGCAGCCGCUCGGGGUCCGUCCGUCCGUCCGUCCUGCCGGACGACGGGACAGGGACGCAAGCCGGGGAGAAAAAUUAGCAGGAGGAGAUCAGAGAAGAUAAGCGAGGAGCAAGCAGCUUCCCCGAGACCUUUCACUGCGGAUCCGAGAGGGAACAUCAGACGCGUAAAAAAAGAAAAAAGAAAAAACAAAAACAAAAACCAAAAAGCCAAACAAAACAAAAAACCCCAAACAAAACAAAACACAGCGUUCAAGCCAGCACAAGGCGAGCGAAAGAUCAAAAA